Messenger RNA from Parastagonospora nodorum SN15, 739 nucleotides. RefSeq lists its product as hypothetical. NCBI's taxonomy places the organism in Eukaryota, Fungi, Ascomycota, Dothideomycetes, Pleosporales, Phaeosphaeriaceae. The coding region runs from base 4 to 564 and encodes 186 amino acids. The transcript is spliced from 2 exons. The record is from RefSeq and is a predicted model, not a curated record.
CGCAUGCUCUUGACGCUCUUCAAGCUCUUCUUGCUAGUCGUACGUCGCAGUUUCGCCUUGAACUUCUGCCAUUUGCCUUGCAGUGAUUCAGUUCCCUCUUCCUUGUCCUUGUCGUCGCGAUGGCUGUCCAAGCUACCUCGUGGAUAUUCUGCCUCACUGCCCAGAUCCACGCUUUCCAUGUUCCUGCUGUGUCCGAGUUCUUGGCAAGGCAGGGCUGGCAACUCCUUCUGUUUGCCUAGGAGGAUAAAUUGUAGAGUCUUCCACGCCGCCAUGUUUGCGAUUGGGCCGUCACUGGAAUUGCUCUGGGUUGUUGCGUUCUUCCAGGGACAGUGUUCACGAUGCGACUCAAGUAGGUUGAGACGAAGUGACUCAAUCGGCCAAGCCGCUGGAAGCAGUGAUCACAGACUGCAAGUGAUAUGCGCGACUCCGAGAGUCCUGACCAGCCGAAGAGGGCGAAUGCGAAGGCAACCAUAUCUGAGGGCGAGGACGGGGGAGUUGCCGAACCGAACAAGUUCGAUGGCAUGCGCUGCACGAUGUCUUUUAUGCUUGGCUCAGGGUAGAUGACGUUCUCGAGGAGCGGUACAUCGGCAGCUAUGGACUGGAAGGACUGGUAACGCGCAAGUAGGCUUGCGGAGCUCGUUGCCCGGCUUGCGAUGGCGAUGUGAUAUAUGUCAUCUGUAGAUGAUGUUAGCGUAAGGUUCUGGAGCAAUCAGUAUAGAAGAAUGUGCUUACCUUGACA